Molecule: messenger RNA, 780 nt
Organism: Chrysochloris asiatica (Cape golden mole)
Lineage: Eukaryota; Metazoa; Chordata; Mammalia; Afrosoricida; Chrysochloridae
Gene: AMTN
Product: amelotin
Exons: 7
Coding region: 1-780 (259 amino acids)
Biological process (GO): odontogenesis of dentin-containing tooth; positive regulation of enamel mineralization
Cellular component (GO): cell-cell junction; basement membrane
Source: RefSeq, a predicted model, not a curated record
AUGAAAACUAUGAUUCUACUGUUUUGUCUUCUAAGAUCAACUCAGUCAUUACCAAUGCAACCCAAUCCUGCUUUGGGACUUCCUCCAGCAAAGCUUGUUCAUGAUCAGGCAACACAAUUAAAUCACCAGCAGCCAAACCAGGUCUUCCCUUCUUUGAGUCUGAUACCACUAACACAGAUGUUCACACUGGGGUCAGAUCUACAACUGCUAAAUCCUGCUUCAGGGAUGGCACCUGGUGCCCAGACUCACCCACUGAACCUGGGAGGGUUGACAGUACAACAGCAGCUGCACCCACAAAUGUUACCAGUUAUUGUAGCACAGCUUGGAGCCCAGGGUGCUAUCCUAAGCUCAGAAGAAUUGCCAGUGGCCCCACAAAUGUUCACGGGCCUCCUCAUCCACCCCUUAUUCCCAGGAGUCAUGCUGCCCACCAGUCAGGCAGGGCCUACUCCAGAGAUCCAUGAGGGAAUCCUUCCUGCAGGACAAGCAGGAGUAAACUCUGCCAUCCAGGGAACUCUAGAAGGUCACCUCCCAACUCCCAGUGGCACAGAUUAUAUGAUGGGAGUGACUGCCCCUGCUGGUCUCCAGAGGGGCACAUACACCACUGAGGAAACCACCACAGAGUCACCAAAUGGUAAGUUCUCCAAGCUAGGAAAAGAAAAUCAUCUGCGGAGUAGGAGAGUGUUUUGUCUUGACUUAGCAAGUUCAGGGCCAGAGAAAAUGAGGAAGCCUUUCUAUCCAUUCAUAGGUGACUCCAGCAACAAGAAGGAAUAUUUUAACUAA